Molecule: messenger RNA, 2201 nt
Organism: Cloeon dipterum
Lineage: Eukaryota; Metazoa; Arthropoda; Insecta; Ephemeroptera; Baetidae
Product: probable cytochrome P450 301a1, mitochondrial
Exons: 10
Coding region: 101-1648 (515 amino acids)
Molecular function (GO): monooxygenase activity; oxidoreductase activity, acting on paired donors, with incorporation or reduction of molecular oxygen; heme binding
Source: RefSeq, a predicted model, not a curated record
CAUUCUGCGUCACAGCAGUUAGCGCAGGCCUAAAAAGAGUGCUGACGAGUGGCCGCGUUUGUUGAUGUUGUCGCCUCUGAACUGACGAAAAAUUUCUAACAUGAGCCUGAGGGUGGUGCUGCCCCAGGGAAGACCCUUCAGGCGAAGGGUUUUUUCUACUGUCGCAGCUGCAGCGGACUCUAAACCUGCGGAAUGGUUAACGGCCAGACCUUUCGAAGAGAUUCCUGGACCUAAGAAGUUGCCUAUUAUUGGCACAAAAUAUAUGUUUCUGCCGGGCUUGCGGAAGUACGACUUUAGCGAUUUGACAGAGACUCACAGGGAAAUCAGGAAAGAUUACGGAGACAUUGUGCGCUUCUCCGGCUUGGAGCCGCGCAGGGACAUGGUGAUGAUCUACAACGCGGAUGACGUUGAGACCAUCUUCAGAAACGAAGGUAUCUGGCCCGAAAGACCCUCGCUGCGGUGCCUGAAAUACUUCCGGGAGGUUGUCAAGAAAGACUUCUUCAAGGGAGUGGGAGGAAUCCUGAAUGACCAAGGCGAGACGUGGCACAAAAGUCGAACCCUAGUCAAUCCUGUGAUGAUGCAGCCGAAAACGGCGAAGCAGUACGCAGCGGGCAUUGACCAAGUCGCCGAGGACUUCAUUUCAAAGAUCCCAGGGUUUAGGGACAGCAAAAGCGAAAUGCCAGAAGACUUCAAAAAUGAACUGCACAAGUGGGCCCUGGAAUCAAUCGCUUUAAUUGCCCUGGACACUCGCUUGGGCUGCCUGGACCCCAACUUGAAGGCGGACUCUGUGCCUCAAAGGAUGAUUGAGGCAAUUCACCAGCUCUUCCACGACAUGCACAUUUUGGAAGUCAAGAGCAUCGUUUGGACCAUGAUACCGACGCCGACCUUCAAGCGAUUUUUGAAAAAUGCUAGUCUGCUUCUUGACAUCAGCUACAAAUACGUCAUUGAAGCCGUGGAACGAAGCAAAAUCAAAAAGGGAGACGAAAGCACCAGCAGCGUGUUGGAAAAAUUCUUGGAAAGAGAUCCAAAUCCCACAAGAGCCAUCGUGAUGGCUCUUGACAUGCUCUUUGCCGGAGUUGACACGACAUCCCACGCCUUGACGAAUGUUUUGCUGCAUCUCUCCGAAAACAAAGACAAGCAGGAGCUGCUUUACCAGGAAAUGAGGAAGUUUCUGCCUGAGGUCAACACCCCUAUCACCUACGAGAUGCUAAGCGAUAUGAAAUAUUUGCAGGCUUGCAUCAAAGAAUCCAUGAGAAUUCAACCAGUAGCUCAAGGAAACGCGAGGACCACCCAUCAGGAGAUCGUCCUCUCCGGCUACAGGGUCCCGAAAAACGUUGACGUCGUCCUGGCGCAUGGAUUGUUGUCCUUGUUGGAAAAGUACUACCCGCAACCGAAAAAAUUUAUCCCUGAGAGGUGGAUUAGAGGCGGAGAACAGGCGGAAAAAAUGCACCCAUUCGUCACUUUGCCCUUCGGCCACGGCGCUAGAAAGUGCGUCGGCAUGAGGUUUGCUAAAAUGGAGCUGGAAAUGAUGCUUGCCAAGAUGAUCCGGCGUUACCACUGGGACUACAAAUAUGGGCCGAUGCGAUAUGAGACGACUUUGAUUACCGGACCGGCUGAUCCUUUGAAAUUUGCAGUUACCGAUCGGUGAGAUAAUUUCUGCUGAAGAAUCAAUAUGUUGCCUGAAAAAACGACCGGGUUUUUACAAACAAAAUGAAAAACCAAGUGCACCUGCUUUUCAAGAAAUUUUCGCUGUAUUAUUUACAAUUUGAUACAUAAAUUAUAUCCAUGGAGAAGGUGAACAUUCGAAUGAUGUACAUGAUAUGUUGAAAUCCAAAGAAACGGCGGUAAAAAUCAGAAUCGGUCAAGAGUAAAAGGUUCCACUCUGAGCAAUGUCAAUCGAAAAAAUAAGAUCAUUCCAGAGUCGAGGAAUAAAAUGCAAAAGAAACUGCCACAACUGUCUCGUAAAAUAAAUCUAAAAUCGCAAAAUAUGUACGAAAUUUAGAAAGGUACGGGCAACGUGCGAAUCACAAAUCUGAUUUUUAUACAUCUUGCCUUGAGAAUGACCGCUUGUUUACUAAAUUGUGCAACACUUUGAAUUUAUCACAUUCAUUUAAUCGAUAAGUUAAUUCUGUGAUAAGAAUUUAGCUCUUCUCGCACGCAACGGACUAUGUAUAUGUCAAUAAAAAAGAAUAAUAAUAAAA